AUGUCAAGCCAUCACGGCUCGAGCCACGACGGCGCAGCAGAGUUCUGCUGCUCCCUUCAUUAUUCUCCCGAUGCUAGGAAGAACAGCCAGACGCAGAGUAGAGAGAAUGUAGCUUCGCUGGCAUCCUCAAAGACGUGCUGCUGUACCUUGCACCACUCCCCGCUCCCCAAACCUCUCUUCACGAACGAUGCUACGUCCCUAUCGUCUCGCGAUGCGGGUAACCCUCCCGUGGUCUCUGGAGAGCCAGCUGAAGAAGGAGGAAAGAAAGACUGGCGAUUCUGGAUGAUUUUCGUCUCCGUCUGCGUCACGACUCUCCUGGUCGCCAUCGAUCUCUCCAUCGUUUCAACCGCCCUCCCAACCAUCGCCCAGGACCUCAAUGCUGACGAACUCUUUGUCUGGGUCGCAAACGCAUAUGUUCUGGCCUCUACUGCCGUCCAGCCUCUUUUCGGUCAAGCUGCCAAUAUCUUCGGACGGAGAUCGUUGACUAUCGCUUCCGUGCUGUUGUUUAUGCUUGGCUCUGGUCUGGCUGGUGGUGCAACGAAUAUUGGCAUGAUCAUUGCCGCGAGAACUAUCCAGGGUGUUGGCGGUGGUGGUAUCAUUACUUUGGGAGAGAUCAUUAUUUGUGAUCUGCUUCCUCUUCGAGAAAGAGGUCAAUACACAGGUCUUCUCGCUGGGACGUAUGCUAUUGGAACCAUCAUAGGACCUGUCCUUGGUGGUAUCUUUACUCAACACGUAACAUGGCGAUGGAUCUUCUACAUCAACUUGCCCAUCUCUGGACUGGCACUUUGCUUCAUUGUUCCGUUCCUUAACUUGAAGUAUCGUCGCGUCGGAACAAUCUGGGACCGAACGAAGCGUGUUGACUGGCUAGGUAACUUCGUGCUCAUCGGUGCUGUCACGGCAAUCCUUCUCGCACUCGCUUGGGGAGGCACCAAAUUCUCCUGGAAGUCAUGGCACAUUCUCGUCCCCAUGAUCAUUGGUUUCCUUGGAAUCGCGGCCUUUGCUCUGAUCCAGAUCUCUGGCUACGUCGAUGAGCCCACUAUGCCACCUCAACUCUUCUCCAAUCGCACCUCGGUCUCCAUCUACAUCAUGGCAUUUGUUCACGGCAUUCUUCUCCUAUACGUCACUUAUUUCCUACCAGUAUACUUCCAGGCUGUUAAGGGUGCCUCACCCUCUAGAGCAGGUGUCGAGCUCUUCCCAACUGCCACGACCAUCGCUCCAGCUGCCGCCAUCUCAGGUGUAAUCAUUACGAUUACUGGCAAAUACAGGAUAUUCCACUACCUAGGCUUCGUACUAAUGUCACUCGGCUGCGGUCUCUUCGCUCUACUCGACGAAGACUCCUCCAUCGCCGCAUGGGUAGGAUUUCAAGUACUCUUUGGACUCGGCAACGGUAUGGUCUACAACUCCAUGAUUCCCCCUCUCCUCGCAUCCCUCCCACCAAGCGAAGUCGCAACUGCAACUGCCACUUGGACAUUCAUGCGCUCCUUCGGCUCGAUCUGGGGCAUCGCCAUCCCUUCCGCGAUCUUCAAUGACCGUGUCAAUCAUCUGGUCAAGGAACGUCUCGCCAAUGCCCCGGCUAUCGCCGCUCAGCUCGUCAAUGGCAGAGCAUAUGAGCGUGCCACAGCUGUCUUCAUUGCCAGUCUUGGAGCCAAUGUUAGGCCGAUUGUGGUUGGUAUCUAUGUUGAUGCGCUGAAGGUUGUUUGGUAUGCUAGUAUCGCUUUUGCGGUUAUUGGGUUGCCAAUCUGUCUCUUUGUAAAAGGAUUGGAUUUGAGCAAUAUCCUUGAGACGGAGUUUGGGAUGGAGGAGAAGAAGAAGAGUGGAAGUGGAAGUCCUGCUUAG
Messenger RNA from Cadophora gregata, 1836 nucleotides. RefSeq lists its product as uncharacterized. NCBI's taxonomy places the organism in Eukaryota, Fungi, Ascomycota, Leotiomycetes, Helotiales, Ploettnerulaceae. Gene Ontology annotation, biological process: transmembrane transport. Bases 1 to 1836 code for a protein of 611 amino acids. The transcript has 2 exons. Gene Ontology annotation, molecular function: transmembrane transporter activity. The record is from RefSeq and is a predicted model, not a curated record.